AUGUUUAUGUUUAAUUAUAUGAACAUUAUCUUCCCAACACUAAGAAGACAUAAAAUAACGUUCAAUGAUGCAGACAAACAGAUGUGGUUCAAUUUGGACAAAAUCAUCACGGAAAUGAUGUUAAAUGAAGUAUCCAUAUGUGGCAAUUUAAAUGUAAUGAACAGCAACUUAAUGAACAACGAAACAUACAACGAUCUUUUGUCACACAUCCAACACAUCACAGAAAAUGAUAUAUUUAAGUUUUACAAAAUUGUUCCAAAUCAAAAGGGAGAUUUUGAAAGUAUCUACAGAUUAAAUAAAGAUGUUGAUAUUGACGAUUUCUUCAAAGAAAAUAAAGUCGUUGUAAAAUACAAUGGAGAUUUAAAAACAAUUCUUCUUCAUAAAAGUUUUAAUUUGGACACCAUGGAAAUGAAACAAGAAACGGUGACAAAAAAGUUUCUUGACAUAGUUGAAAAGGAGAGAAAUUUAGAGUUGUGCAAGGAAAUACUGAAAUUCCGACCACUUAAAAAAUAUGUCACUGUCAUUCCUUCCUCAUUGGAAACACAAUUAAAACUGUUUGGAGACAUCAUGCGAAUCGACAACCACACUGGAAUUGGAGUCGGUUCGGUCAAACUUUGGCGUGUUGCUUUUAAUGUUUUUAUUGAAGAUUUAUACAUUCGAAGUAAAAAAAAUGGGAAUUUUGGAAUUGUUCUUCUGACUUUAGGUAUUAACGACAAUGAAAAUAUACUUCAACUUUAUGGAGAAAUAAUGUCUCAAUUUAUUAAGAUAUAUGGAUAUGAUAUUAAUUUGCCCAACGUGUACGAUCAAAUGAUUAAUAUCGGCAAACUUUACUCAAAUGAUAUUCCUGAAAUAUUCGUCCAAAUGGAAAAGUCUCUUGUUGGUUGUCGAUUCAAUCAACAAGUUUUUUGUAAUUUUGCAGACAUGAUGUCUAAUGUAAUCAGAAGUGACAUAAUAAUUAAAGAUGUAAAUUUGCCUAGUGGGAAAUCAAUGAUUUGUCAACAUAUUGAUAACAUGGUCCACUCCUAUUACUCAAACAACAAAAAUGAAGCUCCUUUUGAUACAACAUUGAAAGAUAAUGUUCAAAUUUUGAUUGAAACUGACGAAGUAAAUGACUUGAAUAUAUUCCCUCGUUUCAACAAAAUUCGAGAGGAAUUCGAAUACAACGUACUCUAUUCUUCAGACAAGAAACAACAACUUUUCAAACUUUCAAAAAUACUUGACAAAGGACUUGAUGUUGAAAGAAUCGAAGAAGCGUUGAGUCAACUUAAUGAAUUAAAGCAAAAAACCAAAGAAACGGGGAAGCCACUUAAAGAAGAAUAA
Entamoeba invadens IP1 is the source of this 1320-nucleotide messenger RNA. RefSeq lists its product as hypothetical. The record is from RefSeq and is a predicted model, not a curated record. The transcript has a single exon. Bases 1 to 1320 code for a protein of 439 amino acids. Lineage: Eukaryota; Evosea; Mastigamoebida; Endamoebidae.